CGCAAUACAUCUUUGGAUACACCACGAACUCACCUCGGCACAUCUUUUUUGAAGUCGAAACGCCACCAAUACUUCUUCAACCACAAGCGCACUUGGAAAAUACUCUGAACUUCACAUUUGUUCUCUAACUGACGCUGAAGUAAACCUCAACAUGUCUAUCACAAGUCUGAAGUCCGAUUCCGAGACGAAUAACGUUUCCAUAGAAGAGGAGGUACGAACUCUUUUUGUUAGUGGCCUGCCGGUGGAUAUCAAACCUCGUGAACUGUACCUGCUGUUCAGACCAUUUAAGGGUUACGAGGGUUCACUGAUCAAGUUGACGUCAAAACAGCCAGUUGGGUUUGUCACCUUUGACAAUCGGACUGGAGCCGAAGCUGCCAAAAACGCACUAAACGGCAUCCGUUUUGACCCCGAGUGCCCCCAGACCCUGCGGUUAGAGUUUGCUAAAGCCAACACGAAGAUGGCAAAGAGUAAGCUGAUGGGCACACCGAACCCCACUAAUAUCCACCCUGCUCUAGGAGCUCACUUCAUUGCACGGGACCCAUAUGACCUGACGGGGGCGGCAUUGAUUCCAGCGUCCCCGGACACGUGGACCCCGUACCCCCUGUACACCACGGAGCUGACCCCCGGGCUCCCUCACGGCGCCUUCGCCUAUCCUGCAGCGGCUGCUGCUGCUGCAGCCCUCCACGCCCAGGUACGGGACCAACUGGUCUCUUCCCUUUUGUCCUUCCAUCUCUCCACUCACUGCAGUUCAGUAAGAAUGGAUGCCUAUAGGCCCGCCCUUGUGCUCUUGACAUUCCCCAAGAGACUCAUUAGCCCAGUGCCAAUUCAAUGCCUUGACGCCAUCCUUAAAGGUCGACUCUGCAAUACAACGCCAUCAAACACGUUGGCCUUAACGCCUGCAAGUGUGAAGUCACCCCAACAGAAUUGUUGGCUCUUUUGCGCACUUGAGGCGUGUUCAUUGGGAUGAGCUGUUAGUUGCAUUCUUGGCAGAUCU
Oncorhynchus masou masou (cherry salmon) is the source of this 994-nucleotide messenger RNA. RefSeq names its product RNA-binding protein, mRNA-processing factor 2a-like. NCBI's taxonomy places the organism in Eukaryota, Metazoa, Chordata, Actinopteri, Salmoniformes, Salmonidae. Bases 152 to 967 code for a protein of 271 amino acids. The transcript has 6 exons. The record is from RefSeq and is a predicted model, not a curated record. Gene Ontology annotation, molecular function: protein homodimerization activity; mRNA binding. Gene Ontology annotation, biological process: negative regulation of smooth muscle cell differentiation.